AUGAGUGAUUUACAUAUAAAUAAAUAUUUAAGUAAUAAAAAUGAAUUAAAUGGUAACGUGAAAAUUAAAAGUAGAUGUGAAGAUUUUAUAGUUAAAGAAGUUAGAGGAGAUAAUAGUAUUUGUGAAUAUAAAGAAAUCAUUGAUUUUGAUAAGUUUAUUUUGUCUAAAGAAUAUUAUGAUAAUUUUGAUUUUAAUAAAACUUACAAUAAAGAAGAAAGGAAAGAAUUUUAUGGUAAAAUUAAAUAUUUUCCACUUUAUACAUUUAAAGUUGAUGAAGAUAAAUUAAUACAGACAGAUGAAGAGGAUUUUUUUGAAUUUACACUUAUUAAAUGUAAUCUUAAUACAAGUGAUGCUGUAUCUAUUUUAUCAAGAGGUAUUGGUUGUUCUUUUAAUUAUAUUUCCUUUUCAGGAAACAAAGAUAAAAAAGCAAUAACUUAUCAAGAUUUUAGUGUUAAAACAAGUUUUAAAAAAAUAUUCAGCUAUAUUUUAUAUCUUAAUGAGACAUCAAGUUUAAAAGAUCAACACUUCAAAAGUAAAAAUGAUUUAAUCAUUAAAAGUAUACUAUGUGAUGAAAGUAUUAAGGAUUAUAUUAAUAAAAAUAUUAAUGUUGAUUUUGAUAGAACUGAAAAAAUUAUGAUUUCUGAUUUGAGAAGAGGUCGUAAUAUACAAAUGGGAUCACACCUUGGUAAUUAUUUCAUUAUUAAACUACAAAAUAUAACUAACUUUAAUAGAGCAACUAAUUUUCUUAAUUAUUUCCGAUAUCAAAGAUUUGGUAAACAUUUAAAUAAUCACCUAAUAGGAGAGGCAUUAUUAAAUCAAAAUUAUGAAGAAGCCAUAAAAUUAAUCAAAUCAGAUGAAAAUGAUGAUUCAAAAGUAAUUAGGUUUAUUAAUAAUAACAUUUCUAAACGACCAAAAGAAAUAUUCAGAAGAAUGGAUAGAAACCAUAAAAUGAUAUACUUUCAUGCUUAUCAAUCUUAUCUAUUUAAUAAGGAAAUUAAUGAAUUGGAAAUCAAAGAGGAAGAUUUUAAUAGAGAAUUGAAUUUAAAAAAAUUUAAUAGUAAAUUUUUAAAGGGAGGGAAAAGACAAAUAAUUGAAAAAAUUAGUAAUUUAAAAAUAAAUGAAACAGAAAAUACAGUAGAAUUUACAUUAAAUAAGUCAUGUUAUGCAACAAUAGCUUUAAGAGAAAUUGUUCAGAAUGAGAUUUAUGAAUAA
This is a messenger RNA of Hepatospora eriocheir, 1212 nucleotides long. The record is from the annotation of a GenBank genome assembly. Lineage: Eukaryota; Fungi; Microsporidia; Hepatosporidae.